AUGAUUCAGCUUAGCAUGAAUUAGGAUUAAAAUUACAAUAUAAUAUUUAAUCUGUAAAUUCAUUUUCUCUCCAAUACCCAUUUUUUAAAAGAAUUGUUGACUGAUAGCAUUUAAUAGCUGAAUCAGGACACUGUAAGCAAGAAUUAUCUAGCAAAUUUAGAGAAUACUUUCCUUCAGGGCAAUCCUCACAAACUAUUGAGUUGCUUUGCUGCUUAUUAGUACUGCUUUAAGUAUACAUUCCCUUUUGAAUCAGAAAAUUUUGGAAAUAAAUUGGAAACAACUUGUAAGAUCAUUUAAUUAUUUGGUUUAAAAAUAAUUUAUGCAUUCAGUUUAAAUCCAUUGUUUGUAAAUUACUUUGAUUACAGCUCUCCAAGACACUAUAUUUACUAUGUAGAUUAGUCCCACUACAGAGAAACGCUAAUUUACUACAAUAUUAAUUAAACAUCAUUACUGUAUUAUUAAGUGCUAGUAUAAUUAGCAUUACUAGGUAUAAAGAUUGGAUGGUCCUCUUCAUCAAAUUCCACCUCCAAUUAAAGCCUUAUUUGA
Molecule: messenger RNA, 546 nt
Organism: Tetrahymena thermophila SB210
Lineage: Eukaryota; Ciliophora; Oligohymenophorea; Hymenostomatida; Tetrahymenidae
Product: transmembrane protein, putative
Exons: 3
Source: RefSeq, a predicted model, not a curated record